CUUUGAAAAAAAAAAAAAGAAAAAGAUAAAAGUUUGGGACUUUUUUCUUCCCUGCAUGUGUUUUGUUGUCAACUAACGGUAAAGUCAUUUGCUCAAAAACUUUCAAUAGUAUUGGAUAUUGGAUGCUGCGGUUGUGAGCAUACUGCCAGCAGGAAACAAACUGUGACAUAGACUCCUGGAAACGUUUAUGAAAAGUCCAAGUCUAAACGAUUUCCAAACAGAAAAGAAAUACAAGUGUUUUCUUUUAUAUGAAGAUUAAAAUUACAUGAGAGAUUUCUCGUGUGAGUGAGGACUACACGUUUCCAUAGCAACCAUCUACUGGACAGGAUAUUUUCUAAGGGAGAUUUGUAACAUUGACUAGGAUACAUUUUAUACAUAGACAAAAAAAAAAAGAAGAAAAUAAUAACAAACGAAGGCGGAUAUUCACAACGGCAUCGCUAAUCUGUGUGAGAGGGAACAAGAAGAGCGACAGAGGCGGCGUCCAAUGGCUGCCCUGCCACACAUCGUCUGCUUCUUCGUGACCACGGCUGGCAAGAAUGGCGAUGAGCUCGGGUCGGACGAGGAGCAGAUCGUUCAGGUCGUCUACCUCCUGUACGACCAAAACAAUAACAAGGUAGUUGAUGUUCAGAACUACUACGUCAAGCCCCAGCCCAACGAGUUGACGGAGACGCUCCUGACAGAUGAUUGUAAAGCUGAAACGGGUCUGGACGAGGAGCUGGUGAAACAGGCUCCGCCACUAGACCAUGUUCUAGAAGAGUUUGACAGAUUUCUCAGUGCUAAAGGAGUACACCCGGAACACGGAGGACGGUCAUUCUAUCUGCUGACCGAUGGUCAAGCCCACCUCAGACAGUGCAUACACCAUGAGUGUUGCAAAAAGAACAUUCCAUUGCCCACAUAUUUUUACAAGUUUUACGACAUUAGGAAGGAAUUCAAAAAGUUUUACAAGACGGAACCCAUGCCUUCAUUGAAGACAAUGAUUGACUAUCUUGCAUUGGACAACAACGGUUCUGUGGAGUAUGGUGUUAGACAAUGUCAAGAAAUGGCCAAAAUUUUAACCAGACUAGUCAACGAUGGACACAGCUUUGGUGAUCCUGAAGUCAUUAAUGAAAGAUUAGAAGGAGGCAUUUGUAGCAAGAAUGAAUAUGUCAGUGAUGGGCUUGUAGUCAGAGCUAGAGGCUUGCCGUGGCAAUCUUCAGAUCAAGAUAUAGCCAGAUUUUUCAAAGGAUUAAACAUUGCCAAGGGUGGCGUGGCUUUGUGUUUGAGUCCACAAGGAAGAAGAAAUGGAGAAGCUCUCAUUCGGUUUGAGUCUGAAGAACACAGAGAUCUUGCUUUGAAAAGACAUAAACAUCAUAUAGGCCAGCGCUACAUCGAAGUGUAUAAGGCUUCAGGAAAAGAUUUUAUUAAUGUUGCAGGAGGAAACAAUUCUGAAGCGCAGGCAUUUUUGUCUCGUGGAGGCCAGACUAUCAUCAGAAUGAGAGGGUUGCCAUUUACAUCAACAACUCAGCAAGUGUUGGAGUUUUUUACUCGUGAUCCCAACUCCUCACAAGUUCUUGAUGGAGAGGAAGGAAUUCUGUUUGUCCACUACCCAGAUGGCAGAAGCACAGGAGAUGCAUUUGUUCUCUUUGCUACAGAAGAAGAGUCAGCAAAGGCAUUGAAGAAGCACAGAGAGAUGAUGGGCUCUAGAUACAUUGAAUUAUUUAAAAGCACAACAGCUGAAGUUCAACAGGUUUUGAACAGAAGUAUGGAUCCACGUAACCCAGAACAACCAGACAGCCAGCUGACGCCUUUGAUUGCACAAAUCCCAGCAGGGAUACCCAUCAUUCCACAAUCUCUUAUCACUAGCGGCACAAGAAGGGACUGCAUCAGACUUCGCAACCUUCCAAGUGCUGCCCAAGUGACUGAUAUUUUAACAUUCCUGGGAGAGUUUUCUCAAUUCAUUAUUUAUCAAGGAGUUCAUAUGGUCUACACUGCUACUGGUGAAGCAUCUGGUGAAGCCUUCAUACAGUUAGAUUCAGAGGAUGCUGCCACCUUGACAGCUAUCAACAGGCACCGCUGUCAGAUGAUAUUUGGCAACAAAAAACGAGUGAUUGAGGUCAUUCAGUGCAGUGGGGAUGACAUGAGCUAUGUUUUGACCAAUGGCAUGCCUCAGAUGUCCAUUUCAGCCAUGCCAACUGCUAUGACUGCUCCAGCACUGCCACCACCGUCUCCAAUCACUCUACAAAGACCUAUUUUAUCUCCUGUUACUCCUCAAACCAUCAUGACGACUUCUGCUUUGACUGGAACAUUUCCCUACAUGUCACUAGCCCAGCCAUUGCCAGCAGCCUUCACGCCUACCAUCACUGCCUUGCCCCAGAGACCAGCCUACUACCCGCCGAUACUCUACUGGUACCCAAGCCCGCCUGUCUCUCCACCCACACCACAAACACCAGCUAUCACUUACUACACUACCACCUCUGCUACUAACACUGCCGCAGGGCCAUACACUGGCCCUUGCAUGAUCAUAAUGAGGGGCCUGCCAAUUAAUGUAACUGUUCAGGAUAUAAUGAAUUAUUUUCAGGGGUUCCCUGAGGUAGGUCCUGAUACCAUAAGCAUACAGACUAACUUGGAAGGCCGACCAAAUGGAGAUGCUCUAAUUUCAUUCACUUCUAGACUUGAAGCAGAGCGAGCCAUUGUUGAAAAAAAUCGUAGACAUCUUGGAAAUAGAUUUAUAGAGCUGUUUAUGGCCUAAAACAAGCUAUUGAUGAGAUCUGCUUUGUUGAUUGCUGAGGAUUAUUGAUCUUUGUCAAGAAUCCUGGCAAAUUAUAUUUAUAUUUAUGAAAUUAUUUAUUUUUACAAAUAUAUAUAUAUAUAUAUACAUAAAUAAUACAUAGAUCUAUAUUAUUGAUUAUCUUCCAAAAGUAUGAUAUGAUGAAAUCUUUCAAUUGAGUCGUUAUUCACAUUUUUUAAUGCAUUCCCAAACAUGUAGGCUUUUAAUCUCAUGAAAAUAUUUGUCUUUAAAUCAUUCGAUGCAUUUCUACUGUAUCUUUUUUCUUUAUUUGCAUGAGGUUUCUUUUAAACUGAGCCUUUUCUCGUGUGCCUUAAUGAUAUUUGAUGUUAGCCUACAUUAGAAAAAAAAACAACUAACAUUUUAUUUUACAAAAUAUGUGUAAACACCAUAAGACUUGCCACUGCCUUCAAAAUAUUGCCUUGACAUUCCAAACUUCCACAUGUGGCUUCCAAACUGUUUUUUUUUUUGUUAGACAGAACAGUAGUUAAUCACUAAUUAAAAGAUAUUGUAAAUUGAUUUAUUUAUCAAUGACAGCAUGUAUUAAGCUUAUGCACAAGAAUCAAUCUCUUUAUAACAUUCCUGCCAUAAAUUCACCAGUUAGAAGAUAAUAUUUAUGUUUUUUGUCUUUUUCAUUGAAUCAUAUUUAUUGAACUGGACAGUUACUUCAUGAGUGCUGUAACUUCCUUGAUGUUAAUAUGAUCUUCAUUUAUUUUUUUUUGAGAUCAUUGAACAUUCCUUUGGUUUUACUCUUGUUAUUUUAUUUGAUGUGUAUAUAUAGCUGGUUAGCAAUAUAUCUAUUACCUAUCAUUCUACUUGAAAUUCAAUUAUCUUAAUGAAAUACUAAUAUUUAUUGUAUGCAUUCAUGCUUGUCCUUCUUUUCUUGUUUCCAAAAGAAAAAGAUGGUAUAUUCACCAAUGGUGCCUUUUUGUAUCUUAUUGAUUGUAUUCUUUGAUGAUGUUUCUGCAUGCUAUGUGUAGCUUUGUUGAGCUUUGACCAAACAAUUAUUGGCUCUUAUUAUGUAGGCUUGUGGAAAAACAACACAUAUCAGUCAAUUUUCUUUUUCUUUGGAUUAAAGUAAUUUAACAGUUUUCUGAAUAGUCUAAAGAAAUUUUGAAAUUUCCGUAUUAGUUGUUUUUUUGUUUGUUUUUUUUUUUAGAGACAUAUUAUUGGAAAACUUGUGUUAGUUCAUCAUCUAGGAUUGUUUAGGAAUAGUUGUAACAUUUUUGUCAUUUGUAGGCUAUAUAAAUUUCAGAUCUGCUUGGACUAUAUAUAUCAUUAUUGUGAUGAUUUACAGUGAACUGAGAAUAUAUUUAGCUCAAUGUACUACAUGUUUAUUUUAUAAUCAUAUAUAUAUAUAUAUAUGUUAAUAUACAAGGAUAUGAAAUAUAUAAACAUGCAUAUUUUUUGUAGGCAUGUUAAAUUUAAUGAUGAAAACAAUGUAUUAUUGAAAAGAUAAUAUAAUUUAUAAUACUAAGCUUACCAUCAUUGUGCUUCCACUGCCUUGAAGUCUUGGUUUGCAGACAAAGCAUUGCAUGAGCUAUUAAUGUUUAUUUUCUGACUAAUAUGCGCUGCUUUUAGUUUAAAUAGUUUAUCACCUUUUUUGUCAUUGAAUGUGUUAUCAACUUUUUUUUUUUAAUGUUGCACAUUCAAUUUUAAAGUUGAAUACUCUUAAAUAACUUUCACUUUUAUUUUUUAUAUUGAGAUAUAAAAUUUGUUUUAUUCAGUACUGCUGAAUGUUUAUUUUAAAUUGUAAAAGAUUAAGUUUCCUUGUGCCUUUCUAACAAUUGUUUAUAGCAUACUUCCAAUUUCUCAUCAUCUUUUUUUUUUUAUAGAUCUUAACCUAUAUCUGUUGACUGCAAUAUUUUCUUUUUAACAAAUUCAUAGACUUCAAUUUUUUCCCUUCGAACCAAACCACAAUAUUCUGUUGGUUUUUUUUUUGUGUGUUUUUUUUUUCAAAUGCAUUUAUAUUUUUGAAAACAUAUAUAUAUAUUAUAUAUAUCUUCACAUGAAAUAGUUUCUGCAUGAGUGUCAGAAGUAUUUUCUUUGUAUUGUUUGUUCAGCUCAUCUAAAGAUUUUAGAACUAUUUUCCUUUAUUAGUAAGCGUUUCAUGAAAUAUUGUUGAAAUAAUGAAAACAAAACAACAAAUGAAAUGAUCUAUUAAACAAUUUAGCUCAUUCUAAGUGGCUUCAUCUCUACUCUUCAUAACAUGAAAUUUAUACAAUGAAUUUACUAUGUUUUCUUAUAAGAUAAUAUUAUACAUAAACAAUGUUAGUGUUUAGGAGUGCUGUUUACUGCUAUCUUGUAUUCAAGGAAUGAUACAAAUUGUUGACUGUAUUUAUGAGAGAUGUAAAUUUCAUUGGUUUUAAUCACAAAAUUUGUUUUUAAAUUUUAGUCUUACAUGUGACUGUAAAUAUUGUCAUGAAUUGAGAAGUUUAUGUUGCUUCAUUUUGAAAGUUAUUUAACUUGCUUUGAACUUUGGCAAUUUUAUAACAAUUGUUGCAAAAUGUUUCAGAGUUAUCUAUAAAGUGGUAAUGCAUGGCUACAUGCCAUUUCAGCUAUGUUGCAAUAUCUUUUAAUUUCUUAUUAAAAAAAAUGUGUGCCUAUUACUUUAAGUUAAAGUAUAAAGCAAGACACACAGAUAUCUCUCGAACAGAAAAGGUGCAAUUCUAAGAAAGUUCAAUUGUUAUGUUUUAUAUGAGAUAAAGAUUGAAUGAUUAUUUUAAGAUUUUUUUUUUAAAUAAUAUAAAUAGCAAUGAAAACUACAUAAUUAUUUUUUUAGUUCACAAUCAAUUUGAUUUAUAGUGUGAUUUAAUGAUAAAGAGUUAAUUAAGCUAAAAGAUGAAUUAUGUACGUUAUUUUUAUGUUAGCAUUUGUUAGAGUAUCCUUUUUCUUCAUUGUCCUUUAAUACAGUCUAGGCCAAUGUUACUGGCAAGAAGAAUAAAGAAGUUGUAUCCUUAAUGUUUAAGGCAUAAUGUAAGCCUAUUGUGAAAUUGUUAGUAGAGGGGGAAAAAAGCCCCCCUUCCUAGAAUUGUUCCUUAAUUAGUGCCCUUUGAUAUGUGCUGAAAAACAUAGACCUCUCAAUUAUCUGAAUUGUUAGUGUUAAGUUUCCUACUACUACCUAUUACUAAAUAUGUUCAGCUUAUUUUUGUACUUCUUAUCAUUGUAACAGAACACACAGAAUGAUGUGAUAUAUAACUCCAGUUUAUGUAAUUUGUGAACACUGCUUCAGAAUGUAAACAUGCACACACACACACACACACAUAUAUAUAUAUAUAUAUAUCUUGUGAAACAUGUCCAACUUCUCAAAGGCCUGUAUAAUCUAGUCAUAUGAUGUCAGGGUAAAUUACCCUUGUCUUAGAUGUAGAUGUGACUUCUGUAGAUACUGUGUAGCAUAAGAAAAGAAAUAUUUAUGUCAUUGUUUUUGCAUAUUUGCUUGUUGUUUUGCUUUUAUUGUUUUUGAAAAUGCUAAAAUAAUUUUAUAUUUUCAUGACUACUGAAAAUAGAUUUCCAUUUUUUUUCAAAGUGCAAGUCAUUUUUUUGUUUCAAAUCAAAGAUUUCUAAUCUUGGAUACUUUCUCUAGGUACUUUAUCAAAAUGCCAGCAAAUGAGUAAAUGGUGAACUAUUUUUGUCAUGGAUAAUUUAAGAAAACCAUUUUCAUCAAACAUUUCUAUCAACUAACUGCAAAGAAAUCUUCCAUUAAGCCUUUUACACUAAAUAGUUACUACAAACUAUUUAAAGACUCUUAGGAUAGGUAAGAGAUGAAUAUUCUAAAUAAUAAUUUUGGGUUUAUUUCUGAUUUAAAAAAAAAAAAUUCCACCCAAGAAAAUGUGUUGUAGAUGUGUAGAGCAUUGCUGGUCCAUAGAUGUGUAGUCCACUUGUAGCCUAUAGAUGUAUUGUCCAUCACUUGCCUUGCAAUUGAGCUGUGUAUAUAGAGAUUGCGCUCUAGAAAUGUGUGUUUACCAAGAUCACAUUCCAAUUAUUUCAAGUUCUCUGCCCUUUGAUCUGAUUCCAUUCUUUGAUUAGCUCAUCACUUUAUUUAUUGUUAGUCUGUUAUUUCUUAUAUUUUUUCCCCCUCCCAUUCAGUCCAGCAGUGAAAUGGUUGAUACAGAAACCAGUGAUGGACAUAUCUUGCAUACAAAGAUAUUGUUGUUUUGUUACUGUUCAGCUUGACAUCAAAGCUUCAAUUCACACAUUUAAAAGAACAUUUUUAAAACAACUUUUUUUUACAAAUAAAAAAAAAUAUUAAAAAAGAAAAAAACUUCACAUGCCAUAAAGAAAAAACAGAAAGCUUUGAGACAUUUUGUGUUGUAUUUAAGUAUCAUUGGAGACACACACACACACAUGUAUGACCUUCUUUAACUAAUAUAUUAUGUUCAACUUCAAAGACAGCUGAUCACUCGUAAUAAAUCUUUUUUUUUUUUUUUCCCAUCUUUCUGUAUUCUUUUUAAAACCUUUUGGUGUAAUACCCAGACACACAUCACACAUUCUUAUAUUGAAACAAAAAACAAAUAAUGACAAAAUAUUACUAUAUUAAAUUCCUCAUUUUUUAACAUGGUACUAGAUUGAACAAAAAGUAUUUCAAUUGUUCGUCUAGCAGCACAAGAGGAAUAAUUCUGUUAAAAAGACUGAAAACAUUCAACUUAGAAGACUGCCUUUUGUACAUUAUGAUUAAUGAGGUCAACUGAAACUUUCGCAGGAAGAAUUCUACAUUUGAUUCUGUAAGGUGAUAUCACAACAAAAAUGUCUGUCUCAAAUUUAGCAUUUGAACCAUAACAUAUUCUGUUACAUGUUUUUUUGUUUAGUCUGCAUAUAAAAUAACUGAAGCUGUUUUCUGUACUGAAGUCAUUAUUCUUUUUUUUUUUGUUAUUGUUUGUUGUAGUUUACUGUUAGAGCCCAUUCUAAAGAUCUCAAAAUUUAGUGACUAAUUUGUGAGUGUAAAAAUUUUAAAAAAAAAAUACAUUUUGAUGAUCUUUUAACAUUUGUUUUAUUUGUCUAUGAAAUCUUUGCAUUUGUUGAUAGAUAUUUUUUUGAAAUGUAUAUUAAAAUGUAGUUGAAAUUUUACUUCAUUAAAUUUUAUAGACGAAUUUCAGCAGAUGUCAAAAAACUAUGUCAAUUGAUUAUUUAUAUUUGAAGGCCCACAGUACUCGGUACUCUAAAAUAAUUUAGUGGGCAUUAUAGAGUUAACACUACAGCAAUAAUAUUAAUACCAUAGCAAUGAAAACUACAUUUUAAAAAAAAAUUGUAAUAGACAUGCUCUUCUGUUAUUGUUGUGUGCAUUUAACUCUAUGCAGUCUGAAAAAUAAACAUUUUUCUUUUAAGCCUUCAA
This is a messenger RNA of Biomphalaria glabrata, 8093 nucleotides long. RefSeq names its product epithelial splicing regulatory protein 1-like. Gene Ontology annotation, biological process: regulation of RNA splicing. Gene Ontology annotation, cellular component: nucleoplasm; ribonucleoprotein complex. NCBI's taxonomy places the organism in Eukaryota, Metazoa, Mollusca, Gastropoda, Planorbidae. The transcript has 14 exons. Bases 485 to 2728 code for a protein of 747 amino acids. Gene Ontology annotation, molecular function: 3'-5'-RNA exonuclease activity; mRNA binding. The record is from RefSeq and is a predicted model, not a curated record.